This is a messenger RNA of Hippocampus comes (tiger tail seahorse), 2206 nucleotides long. RefSeq lists its product as uncharacterized. The record is from RefSeq and is a predicted model, not a curated record. The transcript has a single exon. NCBI's taxonomy places the organism in Eukaryota, Metazoa, Chordata, Actinopteri, Syngnathiformes, Syngnathidae. Bases 240 to 845 code for a protein of 201 amino acids.
AAUUUAGCAUCAUAUUGGUCCAGUACCGGAGGUGAAUCAGUGCUUUUCCUUCAUGCAAAUCGUCACAAAUCUAACGGCAGAGGGCGACAAUGAGCCCAAUGUAGCAAACAGUCGACCGUAGAAGAAGAGCCCCAAUUCGUCAUUGUCAAUACAGGACAGUAGACGGAAUAUGUCGAUCCCUUGAAACAAAAGAAGUGGCACUCGGUUGAAAGGGGAAUCGGAGCUGCUUCCUCCAAAACAUGGGCAAGUCGCGGGACUUGACUGAGUUCGAGCGAGGACUGAUCGUCGGCGCUCGAAGCGCAGGCUGCAGCAUCUCGGAAACGGUCAACCGGCUGGGCUUCUCCAAGACGGCGGUGUCGCGGAUAUACCGGGAAUGGUGCGUGAAGAAGAAGACUAGCAGCCUGCGGGGGACCGGCGGGAGGAAACGCCUCGUCGACGAGGUCGGCGAGAAGCGGAUGGAGCGCGUGGUGGAAGCCAACAACCGGGCAACGGUCACGGAGAUCCAGACCAUGUACAAUUUCAGUGCCGAGACGCCCAUCUCGCACAAAACGACCCAGAGGGCAUUGAAGCGGCUGGGCUACAGCCGCAAGCCUCCCAGGCGGGACUCGGUGUCUCGGACCACGCGGAAGAAUCCGGUACCCCGGACCAAGCAGCAGGACCCCGUCCAGGGCUCUCCACUGAAAGAACAGACUGCCGUGUCGACGGACUUGGGUGGAGGCAACAAUGCGGAACAGGACACGGGUCGUAAAACUCGGGAGACUUUGCCAUACGAGGGUGCUCCCGUGAGUUGCAACCAGACGCUCCCCGCGGUCGAAGCCCCUCUACCGGGGUUUCAGUGUUGGUGAGGAUCCACAUCGCCGAGAGCCUUCAGAUCACCAGUGCCUGUGGCUCUGUUCUUACUUUGAACUCUUAAUUUCGAACCCUGGACACAUGACCCAACUUUUGUCGUCAUCAACAUUGAAAUGCGGUAGCAUAAUAAGCCUAGGUGUUCAUACAAAAAGUGCAUUUAUUGUUGUAAGCCAUUGUAACGUGAUGCACAGUUGUGUAUGUUACCACCGUGCUGAAAUAUAAGAACAUGAAAAGCUGCACUACGAUUAAUCAUUUACGCUGCGUUGUGCAUUAAUUUAAAACCAAUUUUGGAGACACACUUCCUUGGACAGGAACACACAAGUGUUUUACUUACAAGUGAAAUCUAACUGAGCAUUACUUAGCAAAUGUGCUUUGCUGGAUUUAAAAAGUUCAACAAGCUGUGAACAUAUUGCACAGUUUGAAAAUGUACCUUUUGUGUGUGUACCACUAGUGGUACCGCUCCACACUUGAAUCUCAUUUGGUUUAGUCUGUUAUACCUUGACUGUCCAAAUGUUACGUACAAGUUGGAGACGCUUUCAAUCAAUUGAAAACACUUAUAUAAUAUACUUUUGAAGUACUUCCACAAAAGCACACGUUUGCCAUGUCGCUAAGCAUGUUUACAUGCACAAAAGAAUCAGAUUGUUCCCCUGCAGUUUGCAAGAGAUGGGCCGAGCUCGACCAGGAAUAGAGAAAAUCCACAAGUAACUGACACCCAGCCAUUGCAAUGGCUUUAAAUAGACAAACAGGGUUAGAUGGAGCUGUUUUGUAUGCCGUUUCAAAGUCUCGUUUCAGCGGUUUAAUCCAAUGGCGAAUUUUUUGUGCAUGUACAUGUCAUGUACUGACGGUGUGGCAUCCAUUUAAACAGCAUGGAGUUCUAAAAUUGCGACAACAAUAUUGGGUGAGGUUUUGACCUUUUGCACCGUCAAGUGAAUCCUUUCAUGCAUCUCUUGUUCACCAUAAUUGUUGGGCUUUACGCCAUUGUCCCAUUUAAAAUAGCCACCUUGUUGGUGUUUUUCUUAAAGUAUUUAACAAGGCCAGAAGCAAUUAGCUCAAACAGUCGCGAGGGAUGGCAUGUUUCUAUUCUUCCCAAUGAAGUUCUUAAAUUAUAUUUUGAUCUAUGUGUCGAUAAUUGAAUGCUACUGGAAUUGUCUUGUCUGAGGUUGUUGUGUUUGAAUGUGAUUUUGCACCUUACAGUUAUUUGUACAGAUUUACUUUCACUUGAUUUGAGUCAUGCUACGAAAUUCACCCGUGUCUUAAAAUUUGCAUGCAUUUGUGGCAUUUUCCUGAGAGGGUAACAUUAAUAUGCCUGCAUGUUACUAAGUAUUUGUUAUUGUGCAUUAAAUGUCUAUUUUAGUUA